UCCAGCAUCCCCAAGCCGCUGCUCCCGGUAGGCAACCGGCCCCUGCUCUGGUACCCGCUGAACCUCCUGGAGCGUGCCGGCUUCGAAGAGGUCAUUGUGAUUACAAGGAAGGAAAUCCAAAAGAUGUUAAACUUGGACACAAAAAUGAAGCUGGAUUUUGUGUGCAUCAGUGACAACAUGGACAUGGGUACAGCAGAUUCACUGAGACACAUUCACCAGAAAAUUAAGACUGAUGUCUUGGUGUUGAGCUGCGAUCUGAUCACAGAUGUUGACUUGUAUAAAGUUGUGGAUCUCUUUCGGACGCAUGAUGCUACUCUCUCCAUGCUGAUGAAGAAAACUCAUGAACCCACAGAAGUGGUACCAGGGCAAAAAGGGAAAAAAAAGCCAGUGGAGCAGCGUGACUUCGUUGGAGUGGAUGACACAGGAAAAAGAUUGCUCUUCAUGGCUAAUGAAGCUGACUUGGAUGAAGAACUUGUCAUUAAAAGAUCCAUCCUUCAGAAGCACCCCAGGAUGCACAUCAGAACAGGGCUGAUGGAUGCCCAUCUCUACUGUCUGAAGAAAUACGUGGUAGACUUCCUGGUAGAAAACAGAACAAUCACAUCUCUCCGGAGUGAACUGAUUCCACAUCUGGUUAGGAAACAGUUCUCUUCUCCUACAUCAUUGCAGCGAGGACUAGACAACAAAGAAGAGGACCAAAAGAAAAAAGAACAAGCAUCCCUAGACAUUUACAGUUUCAUAAAGGAAGAUAAUAGCUUGCUGAAACCUGCUCCAGAUAACUCGUGUUGGAAUGAUCAUAGAGGAGAUAUGAAUGAAACUCUCCACGAAGGAAAAGUGCGCUGCUACGUCCAUAUAAUGAAAGAAGGGCUGUGCUUCCGAGCGAAUACUCUUGGGUUGUAUAUCGAAGCUAACCGGCAGAUUCCCAAGCUGUUGCUUAAUCUGGGUCUGGAAGAGCCACUGGUUCACGGGUCUGCACAGAUCACCGACAGAGGCAUGGUUGGAUCAGACAGCAUCAUUGGGUCAUCCACACAAGUUGGGGAGAAGACAUCUAUUAAACACUCCAUCAUCGGCAGCAUGUGUACCAUAAAAGACAAAGUUAAGAUAACAAACUGCGUCAUCAUGAAUUCUGUUACAAUUGAGGAAGGGUGCUGUCUUCAGGGCAGUGUCAUUUGUCAUAACGCCGUGAUAGACAAGGGAGCAGACAUCAAAGACUGUUUGAUUGGAAGCGAUCAGAGGCUGGAAACCAAAGGUAAGUAGAGGAGCUGUCCUUACAGUGCUGUCUGUAAUCAUUUUCAGAAUUUCUGUGAGAUCUUAUCCCUACUUCUUCAUGAAGUGCCCAUGAACAGUGGCAGUUCUACAGUGUGGUGCCCUGUAAUACUAGGAUUUGUUUUUCAUGCAAAGUACAGCUUC
Messenger RNA from Eurypyga helias (sunbittern), 1407 nucleotides. It is a transcript of the gene EIF2B3, whose product is annotated as eukaryotic translation initiation factor 2B, subunit 3 gamma, 58kDa. The record is from RefSeq and is a predicted model, not a curated record. Gene Ontology annotation, biological process: cytoplasmic translational initiation; biosynthetic process. NCBI's taxonomy places the organism in Eukaryota, Metazoa, Chordata, Aves, Eurypygiformes, Eurypygidae. Gene Ontology annotation, molecular function: guanyl-nucleotide exchange factor activity; translation initiation factor activity. The transcript has 10 exons. Gene Ontology annotation, cellular component: guanyl-nucleotide exchange factor complex; eukaryotic translation initiation factor 2B complex. The annotation marks the transcript as partial.